AACUGCCAAAUUAUAUGCUAAUAUUUAUUUCUUAUAAGAUGUAUUUGGUUUGGUUAUACCCUCCACAAUGAAUAAUAGCUAUCUUCAGGAACCUACCUACUCAACUCAACUAUGAAAAUUCUGAAAAUAAUGGCCGAAGCUAAUUCCAAGAACUAAUUCAUCAAAAGCAUGCAUAUCUUCAAGAACAGAUCCAACAACUUCACCAUUUUUGGUGGUUCAUAUCAACUCCAAAAUCCAAAUUGAUCUAAGAUUUUCAGCAGUGUAUAAAGAGUAGAGUUCAUACCUCUUUGCAGAUCACCACAAGAAUAUUCAAUCCUCUGAGUUCUACAAGCAAGAGAAGCUCUGCAUACCGACUCUGCAACAUGUUCAGGCAAUCGUCUUCUCGCGCCUUCAUCGCAAUGGCGAUCAUUGUGGUGCAUUUUGUGGCGUUUAAGUCUGCAGCUGUCACCGCUAAUACUGGGGGGGAGGAGUCUGUCCUUGAAUUUUACAUGCAUGACAUUCUCGGCGGUGGUAGCCCAACAGCGAGACCGAUUACUGGCCUACUGGGGAACAUAUACACUGGUCAAGUACCCUUUGCCACACCUAUAGACUUCCUUCCCCCAGACGAUGGCAUAGCAAUUCCAAAUGCUAAUGGUGCUCUCCCCACUGUUAACGGCAACAAUGGGAUCCCUCUAGGGACUGGCUUGUCUGGUACAGCUUUUGCUGGAAAUCCCAACCCACAAAAUCUUCCCCAGACCCAAUUGGGACCUGAUGGGUUGGGACUAGGCUUUGGAACAAUUACCGUCAUCGAUGACAUCUUGACAACAGCACCGGAGUUGGGCUCACAGUUAAUUGGCAAGGCACAAGGGGUGUAUGUGGCUAGUUCUGCUGAUGGGACUACACAGAUGAUGGCAUUUACGGCCAUGGUUGAAGGAGGAGAGUAUGGUGACAGCCUCAACUUCUAUGGAGUAUUCAGGAUUAAUAGCCCCUCAUCACAUUUGUCUGUGACUGGAGGAACUGGCAAGUUCAAGCACGCACGUGGGAUUGCAGAGGUGCGCUCGCUCAUUCCUCCUGGCCAGCACGUCACUGAUGGAGCAGAAACAUUGCUGCGGUUCAUUGUCCAUCUAAGCUAUUGAAAACCAAUAUGGUGAACAAAGAACAAUGCAAUUUAUGUGAGGUUAUGAAUGCAAUCAUGGUCUGUAGUUUCUAUCAAAUGCAGCAGCAAGUCAAAAAAUGUAAUCGAGUAUUAUAAAAUUUAAAUAUUUCUAAGUUGUAAUUCUGUUGUGAUCAUAUCGUGAGUAAACUUUGUUGGAUUUCAUGA
Messenger RNA from Cucurbita maxima (winter squash), 1300 nucleotides. RefSeq names its product dirigent protein 16-like. The record is from RefSeq and is a predicted model, not a curated record. The coding region runs from base 363 to 1115 and encodes 250 amino acids. NCBI's taxonomy places the organism in Eukaryota, Viridiplantae, Streptophyta, Magnoliopsida, Cucurbitales, Cucurbitaceae. The transcript has a single exon.